UGAUCUUCUUAGUUGAUAGUUCUUACUUCUUAGUUCUUACUAUUUUUGUGAUUUUGAUCGCCGAAUAGUCGUAUAUCCUGGGUAGUUUUUAAAAGUUAAAUAAUAGUAGAAUUUAAAGUGGAAAAUUUUCUAUUAAACCGCAUUAAUUUGCUUAUACCUAUCUGAGACUAUGGUUUAUCCUUAUAUUUAAAAAUAUUCGUGUUCAACGCCAAAGCGCAUUUUUGCAAUUAUGUCUAGCGCUGAUAGAAUUGAUUUCGAGAUGGAAGUUGAGGUAGAAAGUGCUUCAUCUGGCCCAUCAGUAGACGUUCCUAAUCCUGCUUCUCCUGCAGCACCGCCCCCGGGAGUCAACAAAAGUGUUGUGGUUACAAAUGCUUCGUCUGGUUCUGUUACCGUAUCACUUCAUCCUCUAGUUAUUAUGAAUGUUUCGGAACAUUGGACCAGAUUACGAGCUCAAGAAGGUUCUCCACAAACAGUGGUUGGGGCACUAAUCGGCAAACAAAAAGGAAGAAAUAUUGAAGUAAUGAAUUCAUUUGAACUAGUAUUCAGUGUUAUUGAAGGGGAUAUUGUUAUUGACAGGGACUACUAUAAUUUAAAGGAAGAACAAUUUAAACAAGUAUUUUCUGAAAUGGAUUUCCUGGGAUGGUAUACAACUGGAGAGACUCCGACAGAAAGAGACAUUGCAGUACACAGACAAAUUUGUGAUAUUAAUGAAUGUCCUGUUAUGCUAAUGCUACAUCCAGGUGGCAGGAAUGGUGAGCAACUGCCAGUAGAUCUAUAUGAAUCAGUAAUAGAUGUAGUGAACGGAAGAGCAACGAUGCUACUCGCUCCACUUACAUAUACUUUGGCUGCUGAAGAAGCUGAGAGAAUUGGAGUGGAUCAUGUAGCUAGGGUAUCAUCUGGUGAAGCAGCAUUUAACAGCUUAGUUGCGGACCACUUAACAGCCCAGCGGUCGGCUAUAAAAAUGCUAGUCUCCAGAGUAAGAGCAGUGCUCAGCACAGUACGGGCAAUUAGGGAUGGUACUUUGCCUCCUAGACCAGCGUUACUUAGAGAAGCGCGAGCUUUAGCAAAUCGCCUGCCUUUGCUCACAUCACAACAGUUUCGCACACAUUUCUAUAAUCAAUGCAACGAUGUGGCACUCAUGACUUACCUGGGUACAAUCACAAAAGGAUGUAACGCUAUCAACCAGUUAGUGAAUAGAUUCAAUGUGAUGUAUGACAGACAGGGUGUGGGACGGCGCAUGAGGGGACUUUUCUUUUAGGGGGGACGCUAAGAGCCACAGAAAAUGUCAAUUUAUUUGCAUCUUUUUUGUCUAUCGUAAUUUAUAGUUAACAGUUUUUGUCGUCUGUUGUUUAAAAUGUGUUAGUCAUGUAAAUGAAGGAUUUUACAUUAAAAAAAUCAAAUUAUAAACUUUUAAUUAUAUAAAUAUAAAGCUUAAGUCUUGAACACAAGUGGAAGCUUAUAGAAGAUUUGUUGUUUUAACUCAGGUAUUUUUAUUCAUAUAAACUAAAUUAGUGAAAGACUUAUAAAUCGAGGACGUAGAACAUUCUUUUUAUAUGGAAAAAUAUAGUAACAAUUAUAAACACGGCACUUAUGAUCAAGGCCUAAAAUGUAUUGUAUUCAGCCAAGAAACGAUUAAUAUGAGUCCUAUGAGCGAAAGAUAAGUGCUAAACACUAAGGGUCUGUUUCGCAAUGUAUGGAUAAGUUCUACAUAAGUUCCAAAUUAGCUAUUUAUUACUUAUUGGUAGGGAUAAACACUAUUGUUGCGUUUCACGACUGUCAGAUAGCGC
Pieris napi is the source of this 1787-nucleotide messenger RNA. RefSeq names its product COP9 signalosome complex subunit 6 (gene CSN6). The coding region runs from base 230 to 1258 and encodes 342 amino acids. The transcript is spliced from 6 exons. Gene Ontology annotation, cellular component: COP9 signalosome. Lineage: Eukaryota; Metazoa; Arthropoda; Insecta; Lepidoptera; Pieridae. The record is from RefSeq and is a predicted model, not a curated record. Gene Ontology annotation, molecular function: metallopeptidase activity; protein binding. Gene Ontology annotation, biological process: protein deneddylation.